Molecule: messenger RNA, 4033 nt
Organism: Gavialis gangeticus (Gharial)
Lineage: Eukaryota; Metazoa; Chordata; Crocodylia; Gavialidae
Gene: RAB3IL1
Product: RAB3A interacting protein like 1
Exons: 12
Coding region: 16-1251 (411 amino acids)
Biological process (GO): exocytosis
Cellular component (GO): Golgi to plasma membrane transport vesicle
Molecular function (GO): guanyl-nucleotide exchange factor activity
Source: RefSeq, a predicted model, not a curated record
AUUUCAUGUUUGAAUAUGCUUGUGUCCUGCAGCCAGGCCCAGUUUGAGGAAGGCGGCCAGAAACAGCAAGUGGUGGGGCAGUGGAAGCCACCAGUGCUUUCCAAAGGUGGAAAGGAGCUGCUGGAGUCAAAGCCUUGCUGCCUGGAUGCUGGAGGAGGGGAUGAGACUCAGUUCACUGCUCAGCUCAAUGUCUCCCGUCUGCGCAGCUCCUCGGUGGAGAUCCGGGAAAAGGGGUCUGAGUUCCUAAAGGAGGAGCUCCACAAAGCACAGAAGGAGCUGAAGCUGAAGGAUGAGGAAUGUGAGAGGCUGUCAAAGGUCAGGGAGCAGCUGGAGCAGGAGCUGGAGGAGCUGACGGCCAGUCUGUUUGAGGAAGCGCACAAGAUGGUGAGAGAAGCAAACACGAAGCAGGCAGCAUCGGAGAAACAGCUGAGGGAGGCGCGAGGAAAGAUUGACAUGCUGCAGGCAGAGGUGACGGCACUGAAGACACUGGUGAUCACAUCUACACCUUCCUCUCCAAAUCGGGAGCUGCACCCUCAGCUCCAAAGCCCCACCAAAGCUGUUUUUCGGAAGGGCCAUGGGCGGAACAAGAGCACCAGCAGUGCUGUAGGCACAGCCACUGGCCAGAGCCUGCUCUUGGAGCCAGUCAACCAUGAGUACAAAGAGGCUAUCCACAUCACCUAUGAGCCUGGAUGGCCGUCCCUGGCAGCAGAUUCAUCAUCCUCAUCUUUGUGGCAGGUCGACGCCAUCCUGUUUGCCGAGUUCCAGGUCUGGAAGGAGGCUCCAACUCUGGAUAAAGCCUGCUCCUUCCUGGAGAGGAUUUACCGAGAAGACGUGGAGCCCUGUCUAGACUUUACCAGGCAUGAGCUGUCUGAGUUGGUGCGGGCAGCCGUAGAGCAGAACACGCUGACCAUAGAGCCUGUGGCCUCGCAGAUCCUGCCUGUGGUGAAGGUCUCAGCAAUAGAAUGUGGUGGACCAAAUGGGUUCCGGUCACAAAUUGUAACGAAAUGUGCUCUGAGUGGCCUGUCCCGAACUUGCAAACACCGCAUCAAGCUGGGUGAUUCUGGGAAUUACUACUACAUCUCUCCAUCCUGCAGGGCCAGGAUCACAGCGGUGUGCAAUUUCUUCACUUAUAUUCGCUAUAUCCAACAGGGCUUGGUGAGACAGGACGUGGAACUGAUGUAUUGGGAAAUCAUGCGGCUUAGGCGGGAGAUGUCCAUGGCCAAGCUGGGCUUCUACCCCAACGAGAUGUAGGCCAGGACGCAGGGGCCAGAGGGAGUUGCACUUGCAUUAAGGGCAUGUGCUCUACCACACAGACCCGCUGACACAGUAUGCCUACACCAGCAUGGCUCCCUUCCUUUUCUCCCCUGCUGGGAGUGAACCACAGAGUGAGAAGCGCAAGUUACCCCUCCAAAGGCUUCGCUGCUGUUCAGCCAGUGACUGGAAUGUGGACACCCCCGGAGCUGGGCAGGUCCUUGGUGCUCUGGGGUGAGGCCACCUCUGGCCUCUGCCCAUCAUGAACUCUCUUUCUCCCUCCCUCUAUGCAGCCUGUAGCCAGUUUUUAAAAUUUUAUACACAGUCUGCUUCUGUGGGUUCCCUGGCCCUUGCCCCCUGUAUGACAGGUCCUGGGGCUCCCAUAUUUUGCCAGUGGGUCCUCUUCCAGCACAGAACAAGAGCUAGAGGGGAUCUUGCCCCCAUCCAUCCUUCUGCCUGAGAGAUGCAUCUGCUACAGCCCAGCUGUGUGCCCAGCCCUGGCUGAUGUCCCCUGCAAAUGCCAGCACCACACAAUAACCUCAGUGAGAGCCAUGAAAAGCAUGUUUUUCUAGUGCUUCCCUGCUCCUCAGUAAGAAGCCUGCAAGAGUUGCUUUUCAUUGGCUGAGUCACAAAGAGGGUUUUGUUUCUGUUUUUAGCUCAGGAUUUGGCAUUUGGUGUUGUAAUCCAUCAUUGAGCAGGCGUGGGCGGGGGGGAAGUGUUGAGUCGCAGCCUAGACCCAAGCUCAGUGCCUGGAGGCUCAGUCAUAAUGCAGAAGGGGAAAUUGCAUAACAGAGAGCUGACCACAGCUAUGCUGAGGUCAACUGAAUUGGGCUGCAUGCAUCGCCUUGGCAUUUCUUGCUGGAACAGCUGUGCUUUGUGGUGGUCCCUGCAGGUAGCAGCAAACCCUGCUGGGCCCCUCUGUUGCUCUGCUCUGGGCCACUCUCCUGCCCCAUAAACCACCCCCAGCUGUGGGCAGGUGCCUUCCACCCAUUCCUGUUCUAGGCAGUGGCUACAGACAUAUACCUUCCUGCUCUUCCAUAAUAAACCCCAGAUGCCCCCUCUCUACAGAACCCAAUUCAGGCAGUUCCCUGCUCAGUGGCCAGCUGCAACUGCUAGCCCCAGAUAUUUGCUGCUGCCGUACUCCAUUAUGCAGCACAAGACCAGAAGGAAGUACUGGAUCACCUCAUUUGGCCUUGAGUAUAACCCAGGCCAUAGAUGUUACCUCUGUAGUAGAUCCAAUACUCUCCCAUGCUCUCUCAGUUAGCUCUCAGCUAGUUACACUACUGCAUGUGCCUAUGCGAGACAUCCUACCCCACAGACCCCACUGAAUAUAUGUAAUGGCACUGGGAAGAGGAUCCAAAGCUCUUUGAAAUCCUCAUAGCUCUGGAUUAGGCCUUGCCUUGCCUUCAACUGAGACUUUACAGAACCUCAUAAAGCUACAAUCCUUGCCUUAGGGCCCACUGUAAUCGAGCUAGUAACUUCACCUGCUGUUUGGUCAUCUCAGCUGCUGUCUUGCAGUGCUACAUCUCUUGCAGCAGUGCUGGGCCCUAUCUUUCUGGAAUGCAACUUUAAUGGUACUGACAGAGCGGUGACUUGGCCCAGUGCUGCCUGGACCUGGAUCAUCUCAGCAGACUCUGUUGUGUCACCUCCUCUCCUAGGAGGAGCUUCUACAAAAAUUGCCAUUGGAAAAAAUCUAAAGGAAAAGCAUCUGAGUGAACCACCUUGGGUUUGCCCUUGGAGGGGGAGAGGGGAUGGAGCCAUGAUGGUGGAACCUAGUGGCCGCAGAAUUUUUGUGCGCCUUGGAGCAUGCCUCAUUGCAUGAGAACCCCUGAGGUUUACAGGGUGAAAUUCUCUCCUACACGGUGCAGAUGCUGGCUGCACCUGCUGCUUUGCUGCCCAGUGGGGUUUUCUUCCUUACAGCAGUGGUUGUACAUAGUACCGCUUGCGUGCAGAGGGCAAAUUAAUAUCUGAAAUGCGAGCCCUCUCCAGGGGUGCAGCUGGGGAAACAUGUUACUGGAAAUGCUCCCUAUAGGAAUUGCUUCUUCCUGCUUAGAACAGGGCUGGCUUGAAAUGCAAGCAGUGCUAGCACCUGGUUGUCACCCUAGGAUUCUCCUUCCCUAGCCCCAUGCAGCAGGAGUGCAAAGCCUCGUUCCUUUUCCUGCUUUCCAGCAACUGGGUACCCUAUAAUUCUAUGGCUGAUCCUGGCUGAAAAAAUGAGCGGCUGUUUCCUCCAAAUAUGUUUACACUGUGGAGUACAGACUCAGAGGCUGUAUGGCUGGGGAAAUUUAGGCUGGAGGCCAGAUUUUUGAGCUGGUGUGAGUCAGCAUCUCUCUGACUCCAGCCGAGCUGUGUAGGUUGAUGUCAGCUGAAGAUCUGGCCUUGGAUUUUUCCAAAGGGAAAGCUGGGAGCACCUUCCCCAGUUGCAGAUUUUCACCUCAGGUAAAUCCUUUCCCUUACAGCUCCUGUUGGGUCCAUUUUUCUCCUUUACCUCCUGCCCUCGAUUGCUAUAUAAUAUUGCUGUGCACUAUUAUCAGCUGCCAUGUUCCACCCUUGAGGUCGCUGCAUUUCAACGGUGGGUGAGAUGAUCCCUCUGUGUGGUUUUUCUUAUCAAUUUGUAAGGCACUUUGGGAUGAAAGGAGUUAGAUGAAUGCAAAGUGGUGUUGUUUUAUACACUCUUAAAUGUAAUACAGUUUGUUAGUUAUUCUGAAGUCACUCCAUUUAAACAGCAGCAUGGCUGCACCCUGCUCUUUAUAAAAGGAAAAUAAACAUUUGCUAUUAGUCU